Molecule: messenger RNA, 2157 nt
Organism: Rotaria sordida
Lineage: Eukaryota; Metazoa; Rotifera; Eurotatoria; Philodinida; Philodinidae
Source: the annotation of a GenBank genome assembly
AUGGGUGAUACUGAUGAUAUCAAUGAAAUCUUUCGAAUAGUCGAUUCAGAUGGAAGUGGUUAUCUUGAUAAAGAAAAACUUCAACGUAUAUGUCCACAUUUAUCUUCAUCUGAAAUUGACAUUAUAUUUAAUGAUCUUGAUACUGAUCAUGAUAAUCGUAUAAGUUUAAAAGAAUUUACAAAUGGUUUUAAAGAACUUAUUAAACCAAAUGAUAAUGAACGUUUAUUACGUAAAAAAAAAUUAAUUAAUUAUGAAAAUGUUAUUGAUAAAGAUGAAGAUGAUUUAACAACAGAAGUAGCACAAACACAAAUCAAUGAAGUAUUCAAUAAUCUAUCAUGUCAAGAACAAAUUUAUGAUUUUUAUGAAACAUUACGAAGUGGAUCAAGUGAAUCCAUAGAACAGUUUCAAUCAAUUCUUGAAGUAUUUGUUUGUGAUAUAAUCAAAUAUCGUAAAGAAAUUAGACGAUUAGAAGAUUCUUAUAGACGAGAAAAAGAAAUGAAUGAAAAAUAUUUAAGACGUAUUGAAGAAGAUCAAGAACGUGAUAUGCAUCAAUUAGAAGUAAAAGUUCGUAAAGAAGAAAAACAAAAGUUUGAAUCUGAACGAGAAUUAAUUCAACAACGUGCAAGCAAAAAAUUAACUGAGCUACAAGGAAAUCUUCAACGUUUACAAGCUAUUGAACAAUGUUAUAUUGAUCGUCAAUCAAGUGAAGAUUCAUCAAUUGUUUUAUUACGUGAAGAAAUUUCUAAAUUAACACAAGAAAAUCAAACACUUAAUUCAUCAUUAAAUGAUUCAUUAACUACAGUUGCAAUAUUAAGAAGUGAUUUACAAUCAUUGAAAACUCAAUUAAAUGAACAUCAAACAAUGCUUUUACAAGAAAAACAAGUAUCAUCAAAUAAUUAUCAUGAAAAAGAAUCAUUACAAUCAAAUGUUCGUCAACUUGUAGAAGUUAAUAAAAAACUUCGUGAUGAAAAUGAUGCAUUACGUGUUAUGAUCGAAUCAAACAAAGCCAACGUUUCUUCUGAUAUUCAUCCAACAUCAAAACGAAUGUCUCGAAGUGGAUCAAUUCUUGAAACUUAUUGGCAUAAUCAUCAUCCAAAAAUUGAUUGUACAUCAUCAUCAUAUACAUCAACAGCUCAACAACAAUCUCAUCUUGGAAAACUUGAUUCAUUCGAUAUCGAAUCAACUGAUGAAUUAGAUAGUGGUUUAUCAUUAACAACUGUACGUGAUGCAACUGAACUUGAAUCAGAUCGUGAUGAACAAGCUAAUAAACAAUCAUUAAAAAAUUCCAAAUCAUAUCGACCAACGUCAAUGAAGCGAAAUAAAGAUGAUACUGAUUCUGAUGAACUUUUCGAUGCGAAAGCAAUGGACCGUAAUAAUUCAAAACGAUGGUCUCAACAACGAUCAUUAAAACGAACAUCUGGUAAUGAAAAUUCAUUAUCAAAACAUCUAAUCAAUUCAUCAUCAUCACUACUUAAUCAAACACCUACAAGAAAACAUAGCGGAGCAACAGUAACUGAUAUUCAAAAAGAGCAAACAACAUCAAACCAUCCAUUUGAUCGUAUGUAUAAAGUCGUUUUUUGUGGUGAUGCUGCUGUUGGUAAAAGUACAUUAAUAAUGCGUUUAUGUAAAGGAAAAUUUAUUUCAAAUAUAAAUUCUACAUUGGGUGUUGAUUUUCAAAAUAAACAACUUGAAAUAGAUUCAAAACGUAUUGCUAUACAAUUAUGGGAUACAGCUGGACAAGAGAGAUUUCGAAGUAUUGCAAAAUCUUAUUUUCGUCGAUGUGAUGGUGUUAUACUUGUUUAUGAUUCAACAUAUGAACGAUCAUUUUUAAAUGUUCGAGAAUGGAUUGAUACAAUAGCUGAAUCAACAUCAAAAAAAGUUUCAGUUAUGAUUGUUGCAAAUAAAAUUGAUUUAAGAGAUCAAAUGCGUGCAGAAGGAAAAAAAGUUGUUGAAUAUGAUGAUGGAACAAAAUUAGCUAAAGAAUAUAAAGCAUUAUUUAUUGAAACAAGUGCAAAAGAUGGUACUAAUUCAGAUGAAGUACUUAUUGAAUUAGCUCGAGACAUGCAAUGUAAUGAAGAUUUAGAACGUUAUCGUACAUCUGGAGUUGAUUUAGAUAAAACAACGAAAAAAUCAGCAUGUUGUGGUAGUCGAUCUUAA